Messenger RNA from Penicilliopsis zonata CBS 506.65, 1074 nucleotides. RefSeq lists its product as hypothetical. The coding region runs from base 217 to 786 and encodes 189 amino acids. Gene Ontology annotation, biological process: sphingoid catabolic process. The record is from RefSeq and is a predicted model, not a curated record. NCBI's taxonomy places the organism in Eukaryota, Fungi, Ascomycota, Eurotiomycetes, Eurotiales, Aspergillaceae. The transcript has 5 exons. Gene Ontology annotation, cellular component: endoplasmic reticulum.
GGGUCUACCUAGGUAACUGCUGUUAGCGAGGUAGUGUGCACCGCAGCUAUGUUAUGAGCCCCGCAAAACUCCUAUAAAAACCGUCACAGGGCUUUCUGCUCACAGGCUUCGCGCCGUCGCCAUCUUCCUACCUCGGGUUUAUUUACUGGGGUCCACGUACCUGGGGGAGUCGCAACUUGAGCUACCUCGUCUACACCUCCAACAGUGAUACUAGCCAUGGCUCUAAACCUGGAGAAGCAACUUCUUUUCUAUGGUGCAUACCAUAAUAACCCCGUGAAUGUGGCAAUCCAUAUCACAUGUGUGCCGAUUCUCUUGUUCACUGGGUUUUUGCUGGCGACCAACACCCCUGUGUUUUUCAGACUUCCCGACGCUCUACAGCAUGAGUACCUUCCUGCCAAUCUCGGAACGGUUGUCUCUUUCAUAUACGCGAUCUUUUAUAUCCUUCUAGAACCCGUGGCGGGCAGCCUUGCCGCGCCCUUGGUUGUUGGUAGCGCUGCGUACGGCAACUACUUGACCAGCACCUACGGAGCGACCGCAAACUACUGGGCCACCGGCGUCCAUGUGUUUUCCUGGUUGAUACAGUUUGUUGGCCAUGGCGUCUUUGAAGGCCGGGCACCGGCUCUUUUGGAUAACCUUUUCCAGGCGAUUUUUCUCGCGCCUCUUUUUGUCUGGAUCGAAGUCCUAUUCUUUUUCGGAUAUCGCCCGGAGCUGAGGGCAAGGCUUCACAAGAGUGUCGAGGAGGAAAUCGCGAGAUUCAAGAACAACAAGAAGCGUGCGAAGGAGUAGGAAAGAGUCAAAACAAGUUGUGCCCGAGGAAAUCCCGCGAGAGAAAGCUGCACUCGGUUUCGGCUGGAUCCUUUAGAUUGCCGUCGGCUCCGCUGGCCGUAUUCCACUACCUCCCUUUCAUGAUUUCCAAAACAUGAAAUCAAAUUCCUAAUAGCUUUUGGUUUGUUUUGGAGUCAUACUUCCCUGCUAAUGAUACAUUGAUGAUGUAAAUAGUUGCUUUUUGAGAAAGGGCUAUGUUUUUCAAAUAAUAAUGCCUCUCAAUUCUUUGCAGCAAGGUGUCUACCAGCU